UUUAGUUUUUCGUAAAUAUUUUCAAGUGUUUUCUGCUAGAUAAUGAUUCAGACAGUUGAAAUUGACGACGGCACUGAAAAAGACUGCAAAUGCCUCCGCAUAGCCGGUCACCUGGAGGCGGUGGCGUGGCCCCUGUACCCUCGCGGCUACAGGGCGGCCCCGGGACCCCUGGCCGCGCUGGACUUCACGCAACACCCUCACAUCUGGAUGCACUAUGUCGAACCGGGGGAUGGUAUUCUGCCUGAUGAUGAUGUUCUUAAAAGCACAGACCCCCGCUACUGGUCGCUACACGACCCACUCCGCUACUUCCCCGGGGACCUCCACUGUGAGCAGAUCCUGCUGCCGGCGCAGUACCCCAACCUCCAACUCACCUCCAAACACGCCGAGCACCUGUGGAGGGUGAAUGCGGCCGGGAAACGCCACACUGCGCUCUAUGAUAAGAACAAGUAUAUCGCUGUGGGCAGGACUAUGAAGAAAAUGAUAACUAGUGAAGUUCAGAUGGAGAGAUUGAUAAUUCCUGACCAGUUACUGAAACUAGAUCGUAUGGAUCAUUUUCAAAGAAAAACAUUCAUGAAGGAACUUCUGGAUAUAAUAAGUGGUCAGGACAACCUGCAACUCGUCUCUCUGGAGCACCUGGGCUGCCGGCGCGGGGAGGCGGUCCGCUUGCUGCAGCAGCUCGCGUGCUUCAACAGCGACUCGCUCAAAUACCUGUUCCUGUGGAGAUUCGUGCUGCCCACGGAAAACCCGAUGCUUAUCAACUACAGCUACGUUACUGGCGGAGCCCCCACAUCUUCCACGGCGCUCUGGUUCACUCGGAGCCUGGUGCAACUGAAGAGUCUGCGUCUCCUGGCGAUGGAGUAUGCCCAUCUGGCUGAUGACACGGGCCGCGCGCUCUUUGCGCUGCUACCUGUGUUGAAGACACCGCACUUCUGGCUUCAGCUGAUCUGCCGCGAGGAGCACACCCCGGGGGUGGCGGACCCGGCGCGGGGGGCGGGGGGCCGCCACAUCCCCGACGCGCCGUGGCGCAGAGUGGCCGUGGCGUGCCCCGACCUCUACCUGACCAUGGCCUUUCAUCGCAUCCGAGACUACGACAACGCGCGCCGCUUCCUAUCACCAAGCAUGCCAGUGCGCGAGGUGCACCUGGAACUCGGAGUAGACGUUCUAGAGCAGCAGAGACAGCACUCUGACCCUGACUGCCUCGCCCGCCACGUGGCUUACCAGUACGGACAUAGUCUCGUAACGUUCAGCCUGCAUCAAUGGCGGUUCACACCGUUUCCCCUGCGCCGCGUCUUCAAACUGAUGCCAGGACUGGUGCGGUUCUACUACAUAGGGAUGGUGGAAGAUGAGGUCGACGUGAAGAGGAUGCUCAACCUCAUAGCCUGUGGGGUUUGCCAAAACCUGAAGGAAAUCAAGAUACAAAUACAAGACGAGCGGAGUCGCGGGGAAUACUGGCGCCAGAGUGUAGACUCACUCACGGAACAAUACAGUGAAAUCAUGAAGCUAUACGACAUUGAUUUCUGUUUACAAUUAUACAAAGGCUAAUACCA
Plutella xylostella (diamondback moth) is the source of this 1547-nucleotide messenger RNA. RefSeq lists its product as uncharacterized. The record is from RefSeq and is a predicted model, not a curated record. Lineage: Eukaryota; Metazoa; Arthropoda; Insecta; Lepidoptera; Plutellidae.